AUGUUUUACCUCCAAAUGUACAUCGGCGAGGUGAACUUUGAUCGGGCAGCACGGUCUACGGCUGAAAGGCAGCAGCAACUUUUCACUGGCGAGUGCUUGCCCUGAGGUGGGAAGAGAACAAUUACUUGUGCAACAAAUCUAUCUGGUCAAUCAAGAUAAUUUUGAUACGAUCAAUGCCGUGUUUUCGACAGUCCAAGAGCCUCAAGAAACUUAAUGAAGCCCGCCCACGUCGCCCACCUCACGAUUGAUCCAAAUGCCGUUCGUUUGGUACUCUGUCAGCCCCGCAAAGUGCAAGCGCUGCACUCUGAAGUCGAACAUUCCUGACUCGUGCCAAGCCGGCACUAUAGAGGAAGUUUCAGGCCCUGAAUAGUGCCGGUUU
This is a messenger RNA of Ectocarpus sp. CCAP 1310/34, 379 nucleotides long. NCBI's taxonomy places the organism in Eukaryota, Phaeophyceae, Ectocarpales, Ectocarpaceae. The record is from the annotation of a GenBank genome assembly.